AUGAAACUUUCCAAACGAUUUAAUAUUUCUGUUGGGUACUCUAUUUCAUUUGUGAAUUCGGAGAUUGCUAUACAGUUUUUCUGUACCGAAGAAUUUAUUGAAUUAGUAAGAACUAUUAUAACUAAAAAGGAAGAACGCUCGAAAACUUACAAGGUUCCACGUCGUCCCUUUGAAAAGGAACGAAUUGAACAAGAACUUAAGCUGAUUGGUACUUACGGUCUUCGAAACAAGCGUGAGAUUUGGCGUGUAGCUUACACGCUUUCAAACAUUCGUCGUGCUGCUCGUGAACUACUCACGUUAGAUGAUAAGGACCCUCGUCGACUUUUCGAAGGAAAUGCCUUGAUUAGAAGGCUGGUCAGAAUUGGGGUGUUGGAUGAGACUAAAAUGAAACUUGACUACGUUUUGGCUUUGAAGAUUGAAGACUUCUUGGAACGAAGAUUGCAAACUCAGGUUUUUAAACUUGGUUUGGCAAAAUCUAUUCAUCAUGCCCGUGUUCUCAUUCGACAGCGCCAUAUUCGUGUCGGAAAACAAAUUGUCAAUAUUCCAAGUUUUAUUGUUCGUCUCGAGUCUCAAAAGCAUAUUGACUUUGCCUUAACCUCGCCAUUCGGUGGUGGUCGUCCCGGUCGCGUAAAGAGAAAACGUCAACGAUCGGCUACCAAAAAUGACGAUGAAGAAGACGACGAAUAG
Acaulospora morrowiae is the source of this 687-nucleotide messenger RNA. Lineage: Eukaryota; Fungi; Glomeromycota; Glomeromycetes; Diversisporales; Acaulosporaceae. The record is from the annotation of a GenBank genome assembly.